Amoebophrya sp. A25 is the source of this 317-nucleotide messenger RNA. The record is from the annotation of a GenBank genome assembly. NCBI's taxonomy places the organism in Eukaryota, Dinophyceae, Syndiniales, Amoebophryaceae.
AUGAGCGUUUUCGGAGAAAUUUUUGAACGCAACUUUCCUUAAGACUGCCGCCCCUCAGUGUCAUCCUCAGUGUCACAUCCUUGGUCCCUCCUUUUCAAGGGGAAAAUGAGGCCUUAUCCAAGGACACUAUUACUCUCAAAGAGUCAAAGAGGAAGACGCGACUCGGUAGCUCUAAUUUCCGGAUCAAGAUUUGGAGGAACUGGCAAGUGUCGCGCUCAAGGCUUUCUGCAAGAUCGCAAGGGACAAUCUAACAGUAGCAAACGAGAAGUGUCCGACUGGUAAUAGUGACCUACAGAAAUGGUUCACGGAUGACAAGC